AUGCCAAAUAUCAGUUCCACAUGUGAAACUACCUACAAGACUAAUUUUCUUGGAAUUGAACAAAACGAGACAGCCCUACUAGCUUGGCUCCAGACAGAGGGACAUGACAUGCUUCCAGACUCCCUCUUGACCACAGCUUCCUUUCUAUUUGGAUGGGUCGACACUCAUGACAUUAUGGCUCUCCUUGAUGUAAGCCUCAGAGAGGUCAUGAUGCAGAUGCAGCUUCAGCAAGAGGAGGAUAUGAGUUAUGCGGGAUUCCAUUCGCAGGGGGCAUGUUUAAUGGAAGACAGGAUGCAUCGAGCUCAGAUGGAAAUUUCAUUGUUUAGUAAUGCUAUUGCAAACUUAUGCGAAUAUCUGGAAACUCGAAAUUACCCAAUCAGCACACAGAAGCUGCCCACAGUGAACACUAUCACAUAUGUGGAAGCAUCCCCAGAGCUCAGCCCGAUCAGAUUCAAUUGCUUUGAACCUUCAAAUGUCAUUCAAGACAAAUGCAAUGCAUGGCUUCAUGCACCAUCCCAUUUUCCAGACAUCAUGCAGGCUGAUUCCAACACAACUAGAACACUUGGUUCCCUGAAAGCAGUAGAAAUUUCUCUCGGAUCCGAAGUGGACAUGCUUUCCGAAGCCAUAUCACACAUUUCUGAGUUUGGUGAUGAUGUCACAUCUUCUGGAAGCGCCGUGACACAUGCAUCACUUGUGCCUGACGACUAUAUCGAAGAUGGGUUUGAUGAUUGGGUGUUGACCUUGUAUGCCUCUUCCAAUGUUGAAUUGCUGUGA
Suillus discolor is the source of this 774-nucleotide messenger RNA. RefSeq lists its product as uncharacterized. The coding region runs from base 1 to 774 and encodes 257 amino acids. The record is from RefSeq and is a predicted model, not a curated record. NCBI's taxonomy places the organism in Eukaryota, Fungi, Basidiomycota, Agaricomycetes, Boletales, Suillaceae. The transcript has 5 exons.